Molecule: messenger RNA, 1760 nt
Organism: Didymella exigua CBS 183.55
Lineage: Eukaryota; Fungi; Ascomycota; Dothideomycetes; Pleosporales; Didymellaceae
Product: peroxisomal targeting signal 2 receptor
Exons: 2
Coding region: 242-1297 (351 amino acids)
Biological process (GO): protein import into peroxisome matrix
Cellular component (GO): peroxisomal matrix; cytosol
Molecular function (GO): protein binding
Source: RefSeq, a predicted model, not a curated record
GCAGCACUUGCAGCAGGACGCGCCGGCUCGUUGAUCGCGCUCUCACGUGCGCACUUGGAUCUGACGGACGCGGCGCAGCGUCUGACGUGCCCCGCAGCCUCGGCUCUGCUCGUCAUCCCAACCAUGUCGGCGUACACGGACAGCUGCAGCAUCUCGCGCGCGACGAUGCGCAGCACCUUGUUGGAAUUCCAGGCCACAUAGCACCAAGUCGCUUGCGCAAAGUACUGUACAGACCGCCACGAUGCUGGAGUUCCGGACGCAGGGCUACAACGGCUACGGCGUCAAGUACUCGCCGUUCUUCGACUCGCGCAUCGCCGUCGCCAGCUCCGCCAAUUUCGGGCUCGUAGGGAAUGGACGCCUGUACAUUCUGGGGCUGACGGCGAACGGCAUUGUGGCCGAGAAGUGGUUCGACACGCAGGACUCGCUCUUCGACACGGCGUGGUCGGAGGCGCAUGAGUCGCAGCUCCUCACGGCGGGCGGCGACGGCAGCGUGAAGCUCUUCGACACCAACGUGGCGCAGUUCCCGAUCCAGUCGUGGAGCGAGCACGCGCGCGAGGUCUUCAGCGUGCACUGGAACCUCGUAGCCAAAGACACCUUCCUGUCGUCAUCCUGGGACGGCACAGUCAAGAUCUGGAACCCCAACCGCAACGCAAGCAUCACCACCCUGCCCACCCACAGCUGCACCUACAGCGCGCAGUUCAGCCCGCACGCGCCCGCCCUCGUCAGCAGCGUGAGUUCAGACUCGCACCUGCGCGUCUUCGACCUGCGCACGCCCGCCAGCGCCUCCAACCACCUCACCCUCAGCAUCGCACUGCACACCCCCCCCACGCCACGCAUCGGCACCCCGGCCCCCGUCGGCGUCGCGCCGAGCGAGGCCCUCACGCACGACUGGAACAAGUACCGCGACACCAUCGUGGCCGCCGCGGGCGUCGACCGCCUGAUCCGCGUCUUCGACAUCCGCAUGCCGGGCGCAGGGCCCAUUGCCGUGCUGCCCGGCCACGAGUACGCCGUGCGCCGCCUGAGCUGGAGUCCGCAUCUGAGCGAUCUGCUGCUGAGCGCGAGCUACGACAUGACGUGCCGGGUGUGGACGGACGGGAGUGCGCUGGGCGCUGCGGGGCCGGAUGUGGCGGGCGAUGCGAUGGUGUACGGUGGCGGGCGCGAGAUGGGGCGUAUGGGGCGGCACACUGAGUUUGUGACGGGUGUGGAUUGGUGCUUGUUUGGUGCUGAGGGGUGGUGUGCGAGCACGGCGUGGGACGAGCGGGUCAUGGUGUGGGAUGCGCGGGCGCUGAUGCGCUGAUGCGCUGAUGCGUUGAUGUGCUGCUGUUGAUGUGCUGCUGUUGAUGCGCUGAUGUUGAUGCGCUGAUGUUGGUGUGGUGCCGUGUCAACGAGUCACUGAGACAGGGGCGAGGACAAGGCGCGAGAAGAGAGAAAGGAUAUAGUAACGUUCUAUCGUGCAUCAUGGGUAUCGUAAGCGCGUGUCCGUCUCCGCCUCUAUCUGCACCUGCAGCAACCUCUCAUCCCCAUUGACCCCCAAACCCCCAAACCCCAACCCCAGCUCCAACCCCGAAAACAACUCGACGCUACCGGAACAGACUCAGCCGCCCCGAAAACAACCCCACGCUACCGGAACAAACUCAGCAACACCUUCUCCAGUCUCUCCGCAGCCGGAUCGUAGGCAUCGUCCCUUCUGCGGCCCUUGUCGUCAAAUCGCGGCGGAAGCUCAAUGGUGGAAUCAGUGUCCGACCCCGGCGACGCAGCGC